AAAUAAUCGAAAUAUGCCAUUGGUUAGACCAGAAAACAUGGGAGAAGAAAAGUCAUUCUACAAAGCCACAAAUUGAGAAGUUGGACCUAAAAACAUGUAAAACCGACCACUCUAGAAGCAGCUUCCAGUCGUCCUCUUCCAUUCGAGUAUGACCUCUAUUCCCUUCGUUUCAUCUUCUUUCCCUCGUUCCUCAUUUCGAACAUCCAAGAACGUCAACUAUUAGACUUGAGACUUUUUUCUCCCAUUCUCUCCUCCCUAAGAAUUCUAUCCACAAUCAAAUCCACCCAUCCUCGAUUUCUAAUGCUUCCAUCUUUGAACAGAACUUGAUGCCCUCAGCUAUCUCACCCUCAGAUAAGUUCUUUUUCCUCUUCCUCCAACCAUGGCCUCCGAACGGCCUCUUCUGAUCCCGUCCCCGCGCACACCAGCGCCGGACUCGACACCUAUUCCUUUUCCAACGGUCGCUGCAGCCAGACGUUCCUCGUCCUCCUCCUCCCGCAGGAAAACCGCACCUCCUCACUUCCGCAACUUGUCGGUGGAGAAUGUCGACUUCUCGGCCGAGAUGCAUUCGAGCACCAAAACCACCUUUUCCAUCGAAACAAUUUCGCGCUCGGCGUCCAAGCAGCAGCCUCAGCCAUCGGUGCCGCGGUACGGCUCCCGUCGAUCGGAAUCGGUUAACAUGGGCUCCUCGCAUAAAGAGAUCAGCGAUGCCGACGCCCGCCUGGUGUACAUAAACGACCCCGAGCGCAGCAACUCCCCUGUUCGGCAUCCCAACAACUCCAUCAACACUUCCAAAUACUCCAUCCUAACCUUUCUCCCCAAAAACCUCUUCGAGCAGUUCCACCGCGUCGCCUAUAUCUAUUUCCUCAUCCUUGCAGGAAUUAACCAAAUCCCCCAACUCGGCGUUUUCACCCCAGCCGCCUCCAUCCUUCCCCUCGCCUUUGUCCUCGGCGUCACCGCCGUCAAGGAUGCCUAUGAAGACUACCGACGCCACCGCUCCGACCGCACUGAAAACUCCCGCUCCGCCUCCGUGCUAUCCUCCUCCUCAGAAUUCCAGCCCAAGCCAUGGAAAGAUAUUCGUGUCGGCGAGGUCAUACGCGUCCAGUCCAACGAGACCAUCCCCUGUGACCUCGUCCUCCUCGCUACCAGCGAUCCCACCGGCGUCGCCUACGUGCAGACUAUCAAUCUCGAUGGUGAAUCCAACCUUAAAACGCGCUACGCCAAGCAGGAGACUCUCUCCAAACCCCCAGAAACCCUCUCCGCUAUCAUCCGCUGCGAGAAGCCCAACCGCAACAUAUACGGUUUCCACGGCAACGUCGAAAUCGAAGGCAGCAAACAGCGUGUCUCCCUCGGCCCUUCCAACGUUAUCCUUCGCGGCUGCGACCUUAAGAACACAGCUUGGGUAGUCGGCGUCGCCGUCUACACUGGAAAGGACACCAAAGUCAUGCUCAACAGCUCCGGCGCGCAAUGGAAGCGCAGCCGACUUGAGACGCACAUGAAUAGAGAGACUAUUAUCUUGGCCGUGGCUCUAUUCGUGGAGUGCGCUCUCGUGACGAUACUCGCCGGCGCUUGGCUCGGCCGUCACCGGGACAAACUUGACGACCUAAUCUAUUACAGGAAGCGUGAUUUUUCGGACAGAGAUGUUGGGAAGUAUGAUUACUACGGAAUCGGGUGGGAGAUUGUGUUCACUUUCUUCAUGUCGGUGAUUUUGUUCCAGGUUAUGAUUCCGAUUGCGCUAUACAUUUCGAUGGAGCUCGUGAGAUUGGGGCAGGCCUUCUUUAUGAUUCAGGAUGAGAGCUUGUUUGAUAAGGAGAGGGGUAAUAGACUGCAGUGCCGUGCUCUCAAUAUUAAUGAGGAUUUGGGGCAGAUCAAGUAUGUAUUUUCCGAUAAGACUGGGACUUUGACUGAGAAUAAGAUGGAGUUUCGCUGCGCCAGCGUGGUUGGAGUAGACUACAGCGGCGACCCCGCAACCGCAGCUGAUACCGGAGAAGAAGGCGUCUCCGUUGCAGUGGGCGAGCAAAUCUGGAGACCAAAAAUGAGCGUUAAAACUAAUCCGGAGCUCCUUUCCUUGCUGAGGACUGGAGAGCGAACAGAGAAAGGAGACAAAGCCCGAGAAUUUUUGCUCGCACUAGCCACCUGCAACACCAUCGUUCCCAUCUUGACCGAAACAGAUGAUCCCUCAAUUAAGCUAAUAGACUAUCAGGGCGAAUCACCUGACGAGCAAGCCUUACUCUAUGCCGCAGCCGCUUAUGGUUUCACGCUCAUCGAACGCACCUCCGGCCACAUUGUUAUUGACAUCUUCGGUCAAAAACAGAGGUUUGAUAUAUUGGGACUUCAUGAGUUUGACAGUGAUCGUAAGAGGAUGUCAGUUAUAGUGGGCUUUCCUGAUAAGACAGUGAAAGUUUUUGUUAAAGGUGCAGACAGUUCAAUGUUUGGAGUUGUGGAUAAGACAUUGAAUGUGGACAUAGUUCAAGCAACCAAAUCACACCUUCACACAUACUCAACAUUGGGUCUGAGAACCUUAGUCAUCGGUAUGCGAGAAAUGAGUAAUAUUGAGUUUGAAGAGUGGCAUUCUUCCUAUGAGAAAGCCAACACUGCAUUGUUUGGGAGGGGAAGUUUAUUAAAAGCAGUUGCAAUGAAUAUUGAGAACAAUGUUAGCAUUUUAGGAGCCUCGGGAAUUGAAGAUAAGUUACAACAAGGUGUGCCUGAAGCCAUUGAAUCUCUGAGGAGAGCUGGGAUCAAGGUCUGGGUUUUGACUGGAGACAAGCAAGAAACUGCAAUUUCUAUUGGAUUUUCUUCCAAUCUUUUAACGGGAGACAUGACUCAGAUUAUAAUAAACAACAAUUCCAAGGAGUCAUGUAAAAAGAGUUUAGCAGAUGCCCUUGCCAUCACUAAGAAAAUGACAGGAAAGUCUCCAGUAGGACAUAACAGUAUUGGAGUAGAUUCUAAAAAGACUCCUCUUGCUUUGAUAAUUGAUGGUACCAGCCUCGUCUACAUCCUUGAGACCGAGCUAGAAGAAGAGCUAUUCGAAGUAGCAACAUCAUGUAGUGUUGUUUUGUGUUGUCGAGUGGCUCCGUUGCAGAAGGCUGGGAUAGUUUGUGGGAUAGUUAUGCUAAUCCUAAUCAAGAGCAGAACAGAUGAUAUGACUCUUGCUAUUGGAGAUGGUGCAAAUGAUGUUUCGAUGAUCCAGAAGGCUAAUGUUGGGAUAGGCAUUAGUGGAAGAGAAGGGAGGCAAGCUGUUAUGGCCUCAGAUUUUGCUAUAGGACAGUUCAGAUUCUUGGUACCACUUUUACUGGUCCAUGGUCACUGGAACUACCAAAGAAUGGCUUAUAUGAUCUUGUACAACUUCUACAGAAAUUCUAUUCUUGUGUUUGUUCUUUUCUGGUAUGUGCUAUAUACAGCUUUCAGUUUGACUACUGCGAUCAGUGAGUGGAGCAGUGUCUUGUACUCGGUUAUUUACACAGCUCUGCCAACCAUAGUUGUAGGAAUUCUUGACAAGGAUUUGAGCAAGAAAACACUGUUGAAGUACCCCCAGCUAUAUGGGUCCGGCCAAAGAGAAGAGCGUUACAACCUAAAACUGUUCAUUUUAACCAUGAUGGACUCGGUUUGGCAAAGCUUAGCCAUCUUUUUCAUACCAUUUCUUGCUUACAGACACAGUACCAUUGAUGGAUCCGGCAUUGGUGACCUCUGGAUCCUUGCAGUUGUUCUUAUGGUGAAUCUUCACUUAGGAAUGGAUAUUUUCAGGUGGAAUUGGAUAGCACAUACGUCCAUUUGGGGCUGCAUUGUUGCAACAGUCAUUUGCGUCAUCAUUAUAGAUGCGUUGCCCAUCUUACCUGGUUUCAUGGCAAUAUUCCACGUGAUGGGCACAUGGGUUUUCUGGUUCUGCUUACUUGCCAUUCUAAUUGCAGGCUUGAUUCCGCGAUUUGUGACCAAGGCUGUUACAGAAUUCUUCAUGCCUAAUGAUAUCCAGAUUGCAAGGGAGCUUGAAAAGUUUGGUAAUUUAAAUGAGGACCCCCCUGUUUCUGAAAUUACAACGAGAACUUUGUCAAACCAUCAACAGCAGACCAUGCCAUAGAAUUCUUUUUAGUAAAAUUUCCUCUUCUUCUGUUUUUCGUUUAACUGAGUGUAUAGUAGCAAUUAUUCUUUCCAGCUGCAUGUUGGAGUAUAGGCCGAUUUCAAGCUUAUAGGUUGUCCAAAUGGAUAGUUAUCUAUAGUUGUAGGAUUUUUUAUUUUCUUUACAUUAUAUCAAAAAAGCAUAGUAGAGUUGUACAAAAUAUACAGUUUUCUUAUAACUUCUACUUUGUCUUAUAUUCUUGCUGAGUUUGCUGAUGACGCGCAAAGUUCAGCUUUCAGGCUUGUAGAAAAGCGAAUUUUACUGUAAAUACA
Phalaenopsis equestris is the source of this 4383-nucleotide messenger RNA. RefSeq names its product phospholipid-transporting ATPase 1-like. The record is from RefSeq and is a predicted model, not a curated record. Gene Ontology annotation, molecular function: ATPase-coupled intramembrane lipid carrier activity; ATP hydrolysis activity; ATP binding. Lineage: Eukaryota; Viridiplantae; Streptophyta; Magnoliopsida; Asparagales; Orchidaceae. Gene Ontology annotation, biological process: phospholipid translocation. Gene Ontology annotation, cellular component: plasma membrane.